AUGGCUGCAAUCCAAGACAGUCCCCCGGAAUACGGCGGCGGUGGCGGUGUUCCUUUUUCAGACUACCCCUCCGCUGCUUCGACCCUGAAGAAAAUCGAGGUAUGGACUGGCUACGAAAACCAAGGCCCGUCAUAUGUCAUUAAAGGGAUCAGGCUCACUUGGUUUGAUGGAGAAGGCCCAAGAGAAAUACACGGCAUGGAGGGGAAGGAGCCAGACAAACUCAAAUACACCUUCGCGAAGGACGAGAAAGUGAAGCUGAUGACAAUCCGGGCUGGAUCACGUGUCGAUAGUAUCUACUUUGAAACCGAUAAAGAUGGCACAUUCUCAGCUGGAGCGGAAGGCGGUACAGAAUAUAAAGAUAUUGGGAGGGGCUCCAUCGUCGGGUUCCGAGGAGCCGCCGCAGCGGACCUUGACAGGCUUGGCGUGGCUUUUAGGUAA
Aspergillus viridinutans is the source of this 438-nucleotide messenger RNA. RefSeq lists its product as uncharacterized. Bases 1 to 438 code for a protein of 145 amino acids. Lineage: Eukaryota; Fungi; Ascomycota; Eurotiomycetes; Eurotiales; Aspergillaceae. The transcript has a single exon. The record is from RefSeq and is a predicted model, not a curated record.